Anopheles cruzii is the source of this 3079-nucleotide messenger RNA. It is a transcript of the gene Septin4, whose product is annotated as septin-4. Gene Ontology annotation, cellular component: synaptic vesicle; cell division site; microtubule cytoskeleton. The transcript has 5 exons. The coding region runs from base 381 to 1460 and encodes 359 amino acids. The record is from RefSeq and is a predicted model, not a curated record. Gene Ontology annotation, molecular function: GTP binding; GTPase activity; molecular adaptor activity. Lineage: Eukaryota; Metazoa; Arthropoda; Insecta; Diptera; Culicidae. Gene Ontology annotation, biological process: regulation of exocytosis; cytoskeleton-dependent cytokinesis.
ACCACUGCUGCUGUUACCACGCUGUCACCGACUUCCUGCGCGUGGUUUGUAAAUCAAUCAAGCGACCGUCAAGCGACCGUACUGUGGCGCGGCAACUCCUUAUGGCCAUCGUCUGUCUGGAACGGUGCUAACGCUACGCUGAACCACACGACUGCUGCGACUGUCCACAGCCAGCCUAUCAACCGCCCAACCAAUCAGCCUCAAGACACGGCGCACCGAAGGCGCGAAGGGUGCAGCAGGGCAGCCACUGUCAGACUGACGGGGCCCUGGGGCCGCCGUCGUCGUUUCCUUGUUUGGAGACAGCACCAGCAGCGCCGCUCAAGUCUGCGGAUCUAGCGGGCCCAGCUCCAGAAGGUGCCUACGGUCGGAAAUUACUAAAGAUGGCUGAACGCGACUACAUUGGGUUCGCCACGCUAGCGGAGCAGGUUCAUCGGAAGUCGGUGAAACGAGGUUUCGAGUUCACGCUUAUGGUGUGCGGUGAGGUGGGGCUCGGCAAGUCGACGCUAGUGAACACACUCUUUCUGACUGACCUGUACAAACACCGGACCGUGCCACCGGUGGAGGAGCGCAUAGAAAAGACGACGCACGUCGAGAAAAAGACGCUGGACAUCGAAGAGAAGGGCGUCAAGCUGCGCCUGACGAUCGUUGACACGCCCGGCUUCGGCGACUCGGUCAACUGCGACGAUAGCUGGCGUGUCUGCACUCAGUACAUUGACGAACAGUUUCGACAGUAUUUCACCGACGAAAGUGGCCUGAACCGGCGCAACAUACAGGAUAACCGGGUUCACUGUCUGCUGUACUUCGUUCCCCCGUACGGUCACGGGUUGCGACAGUUGGAUAUUGAUCUAAUUCGGCGGCUCCACAAAAAAGUGAAUAUUAUUCUCGUGAUCGGCAAGGCGGAUACCUUGACCCCGAACGAGGUGAAGAAACUGAAAGCGAACAUCUUGGAAGACAUCGAAACACACGGCAUUCAGACGUACCGGUUUCCGGACUGCGAUUCUGACGAAGACGAGGAGUUCAAGCAACAGGAUCGCGACCUGAAAGCAAGUCUGCCGUUCGCCAUCGUCGGUAGCAACAUGGUGCUGGAGGUGGCCGGUCGUAAAAUACGUGGCCGCCAGUACCCGUGGGGUGUUGUAGAUGUGGAAAAUCCACAGCACAGCGAUGUGGUCAAACUACGAACGAUGCUCAUCUCGACACAUAUGCAAGACCUGAAGGACACGACGCGCGAUGUACACUACGAGAACUACCGCGCUCAGUGUAUUUCACAGAUUUCGCAGCAUGCAUUACGCGAACGCAAUAAACUGAAGCGUGAAUCGACCGCAUCGAGCCAUGAGUUCAGCGACACCGAUCGGCUGCUGCUUCAAAAGGACGAGGAGAUACGUCGUAUGCAGGACAUGCUGGCACAGAUGCAGGAAAAACUAAAGUCAUCUCAUAUUAAUGAUUCCGUCGUCGACGUCUAGCUCUCGUUGCAGACAUUCUAGGCGAUUGUGGCCGUUGUGUUUCUACUCGACUUUCAGGGGCAAUAAUGCUGCGAAACAGCACGAUUGACCUCUGCCCACCGUGUUCCAAUGUAAACGCAUUCGACCUCCGAAAGCCUGUCGGCGAUCACCAGAACAAGAAAAAAAACAAGCUAGCGUUUAGGGAGGAGGAUUAGUUAAAGGAAAAAUAACACGUUACCUUAUUGUAUUCCAUAUGACACUAGUGACGAAAACAUGGCCGCAAUUGGGCAGGUAAAGUCUUAAAACAUAAUUGACGAACAUCAUGGAGGACCAAUUGGGUAAUACACGGUCUUAGUUCAUGGGUUUUAGUAAUAGCGUAGCUAAUAUGAGCGAAAACUAGUACCAGUACGGCCAGUAUUCUAACGUAUGAAAAAUGGAAAAAAAUGCUCGUGCAUUCGGGACGGAGUGAGAGUCUCACGCAGAAACACGUUUUGGAACAGCAUCAUUGGACGCCUCGGGCUGAACAUAACGACAAAACACGCUCGUCUGCAAGGUACGACCAAAGAAAUAGUCGUAGGUAUCUAUUAUACGGAGGGAACGAGUACGAGCAACCAGUCAUUCAUUUAACUGCAGUCCACGUCCAGUAAUCGACGCUUUCUUAAUGACCAUCUCUCUUUACCCUGAUCCUUUUUAUACAAUAGAAUUCAACGCUUUCAGUGAUGACAUGUGAGCCUACAGUCAAGGUGUCGAUCGACCAAAAUGUGGAAUUACAGUAUGGCACAGUACGCACUCAAAGAAUGCGAGUUUGACAAUCGGUCAGCAUAAUAUACGAUUACUACGAUACAGCAGUCGCACGGUUGAAGUUACCACGUCAACACCCGAAACAUGAGUCGAAGCAUUAUUGGGCGCCUGGUAGGCCUGAAUUGACCUAUGAAAAAAAAAACGAAACUAAAAACCAUAAACAUCAGAUCAAGAAAUAAUCCAGGUGUUUGUUAGUAUUCACAACGUUUUGUAAGUGCGGUACACAUUCAUAGAAACAUGCAACAAUCUCGCAGUCGAUGAGUAACCUCGGAUUAGUAAAAACGGUUGUUCGAAACGAACGAUUUAGUAGGUUUAUUGCUUUUGUGUGCAAUAUAUUUUAUGCAAGUGUUUUGUUUUUUGUUUCACUUUAUUAACUAUGGUUUCUUUUUAAGCGAAUGAAGGGGUGCUUACAUAAAAAGGCGUCUAUAACUCAGAUUCCUAAAUGGCGAGAUAUUACAAAGCGCACAUCGCUUUAAACAUUCAGACCUAUCUUUACGUUUAUGGUGUAUGCCUUUUCUAUUGAUGUGGCUCUUUUUGACGGAUCAGUUUUAUUUCUCCAAUAUGUGCAUAGUAGGAUCUUAAGGAACGACAAAAACAGCAUUUCUGCAUAAAAACUGCUGAGAAAAUAGUUCAGCAUUUGAUGAUUGGGGUGUCAUUGGCUCUGAUGUCCCUUUCAACAAAACAGAAAUCCGCCAAAUGUACCAAAAUACAGUUUCGUUGUGACAUAAACCGCAACCCGAGAACGAUUUUUAUGCGUUACAGGAAAAACCUACGACCAACCGUUACAUGUUACUCGUAAUAAAUUAUGUCAACGAAUAAAAUAAACGAUAAAGGCAAAU